AUGGCAUCAGCUGGCUAUAUUCAAAUAACUCUUAUCUGGGUCGUCUAUGCUGUUGCUGUCGUGUUGCUCCUUUCAGUCGCCUCUCUGUUCGUCUACCUCUACCAAACUAAUCGCGAGCGAUCCAAAUUUGUCACAGCAGUCUGCAUCUUGACGAUCACAUCUCUUCUCGCAACCGUCCUCUUGCUACCCGUCGAUGUAGCGCUAGUCUCGAGCACCACAAGCUCCAAACUAGGUCGACGUAAGGACUGGGCGAACCAAGAUAAAGUGGACAACAUCACCUUCACAUUACGUGUUGUAUACUAUCUGCUCUAUUCUCUCGAUGCCCUUCUGUGCUUGAUUAUCAUUCCCUUUACAUAUUUCUGGUAUGAAGAAUAUGAUGAGGUCGCUCAAGAGGAAGGAUCUCAGACAUUUGGCUCCCGAUUCUGGGGUGCAUUGAAAUACACCUUUGUCUUCGUCUUUCUCUGCAUCGCCAUUUUCCUGGUUGGCUUCUUCAUUCCUCGAGUUUCCAACAACAAGGGUGCACAUUUUGAUCUCGACUUCUUCAAACGACUUCUCGCCGAGAAUCGAGGUGAAAAGGCUCUGACAUUCGCUCUUGGGGUCCUCAUCACACUUGGAAUUCUCAUCUACUGCUUUUACACAGCCGCCGGCUUGGCUCUGCUUCCUCUCACUCUGAUCAAAUCAGCCCCGAGCAUUUCAGCCCCUGCUUUGACCGAAUCCACCUCUGCGCAGCUCGAGAGCAACCAGGAGAGGCAAAGACAACUUGAGGGCCGCGCACAAGGGAAUCCAGAUGGCCUGUCCUCCAAGGACCAGCGCGAACUCGAUGCUUUGGUCCGUGAGGAGCGUACACUCCGUCGCCAUCAACGUAUGGCGGCGGAGGCAUCUGGUCAAGACCGCAACAUCUUCUGGAGGAUCUGGUUGAAGCUUGAGGCCAUUUUCCGUCCCAUCAAGCUCAUCCUUGGUCUUCUCCUAGUGGUGGUCGUUUUGCUGAUCUUUGCGAGUAUGCUGAUCACCGGCAUUGACAAGGCGAAGAACUCAGUUUGCCAGCGCCAUUGUGGCUAUCUUCUGGGCCAUAUCAACAUCUUUCAGCCCAUCAAUUGGAUUCUAGUCAAGUCCUCUUCGGUCUUCCCAAUCGAUUACGUCAUCUUCCUCUUCAUCGUCCUCCUCUUUUUCAGUGCUUCGAUCCUUGGCAUUGCAACGAUUGGGAUCCGGGUUCUAUGGAUCACAAUAUUUAGGAUCCGAAAGGCACAUACAUCACCACAAGCGCUUUUGAUUGCGACCGUCUUGCUGACCUUGAUGACCCUUGCCAUCAACUAUUCUAUUGCCAUGCUUGUUGCACCUCAGUAUGCAACAUUUGGCCCUCAGACAUUCUGUGACCAUCCCCCGAAGCACCCCGGAGACCAGCCAGAUUGCUCCGGUCAUCGACAGCAUGUCAUACCUUGUACAGAGAUCACGGACAAUCCGGCUGCACGUAAUGUAUGCACACCCUCGGUGGUGUCGAUUUUCUUGAAUAGGGUGACAGUGAACUACCCAUUCUUAGGCAUCGUGGAUUUCUGGGCCCAGUUUGUUUUCUUAGGAAUGUUCCUGAUUGCCUUCGUCCUGUUGCUCUUCAGGACGCCUAAGCUGAGCGAUCCGGACUCAGAUGACGACGCUAUUGAAGAGGAGGAAGAAGGCUUGUUGGCAAGCACAGGGCGUAGAUUUGGGGCAACCUGGCAAGACAUCACUGGAAGGACCAGCCACGACGGGAGGAACGGCAGACCACAAGGUCGUGGUGCACGUGAUGGGGGAGAUGAGUAG
This is a messenger RNA of Exophiala aquamarina CBS 119918, 1794 nucleotides long. RefSeq lists its product as uncharacterized. Gene Ontology annotation, cellular component: vacuolar membrane. Gene Ontology annotation, biological process: protein localization to vacuole. Lineage: Eukaryota; Fungi; Ascomycota; Eurotiomycetes; Chaetothyriales; Herpotrichiellaceae. Bases 1 to 1794 code for a protein of 597 amino acids. The transcript has a single exon. The record is from RefSeq and is a predicted model, not a curated record.